CUGGCGCAAAUCCUACGCAAGGUUUUAUAAAUGAGGCCAAAGUGUAUCAAAUGGUGUUGUGAUGCAGAAAUGAGCACAUACACUAAUCUCAAACUCAGAUUUCACAAAUCGUACCUGUAGCCGACACUAGUGCUGCUCGCGGGUCCUCUUCAACACACGACACCGUCUACAGACGUUCAGGUUGACAGCAACGUACUUUAUUUCAAAGCAAAGUUCACAUUAAACGAUGCUCAGUGCCGUGCGCUCUCGUCUGCUGCCCGGCUCCUCGGAGCACACAGUUUUCAUCAAUGAGUGCAUCUGCUUUCUGUCUCUCUGCUGGCUGAGAGGACCGAGGGAUGAUGAGCAGAAGGUUACAGCUGUGAUAAUUAAGUUAACUAAGUUCCCCUGAACCUCUCCCACAGAGCUCUCUCCCGCCGCCGUGGACCAGAGAUGAGCAACUAAGGAUUGAGCUACAUUCAACCCAACGGGGAGCUUCCAAGAAAUCAGUUCAGGAGAAUCCUUACACCAUGGAAUAUCAAAGCUUGCGCUUGCAUCCCUCCCAGCUAGGAGGGGGUGAGGGUUCCACCUGGACUUGUCACCAGUCAAUUGCAGUGCAGACGCAGCAGGGCUCCAGUGAAUGGACCAAACUUGACCCUGAGGUGAACUGUGCGGAUGCAGACGAUGCUCCAACUUACCGCUUGCAGUCUAAAGCAGGAAACUAUGAAUGCAGCGUCUCUGGCUUGCGCUGGAUCUGUAAUGGAACGGUCAGUUUUAAGUACCAGUUUUGUUCCUGGGAGGAACACAUGAAGAGGAUGAAAAGCCUGCAAUACAUGCCUGCAGGUCCCCUGAUGGACAUCACAGUGGUUACUGGGAGGUUCGAUGAAGUGCAUCUGCCACACUGGAUCUGCAUCGAAAACAAUCACAGAAAAACAAACAACAAGAUAUUGGACAAGUUUGCAGUCCUGCACAUAAACGACUGUGGAGAUGAUGUGGAAAAAGUGUCCCAGGUCACAUCGUCCCAUGUCAAGCUGUCUGAGCCUGUUUUCUCCCCAAGAGCGGUCCUGCUGAGAAUGGGCAUUCCAGUGAGAAUAAACUGUAACGUGUUGAUAUAUAAGACCAACACGGCCUUCCUCACGCUCCAUGUGUACCUGAUCCCACGUGAUCCGGGUCUGCAGCAGGAAAUGGACAGGAGGCAAAUAUCCGAUGGAUACAAAGUCAUUAAAAAGCCACAACCAAAUACUUCUCUGAAAAUGAACGAUCGUUUCAUCUUAACCGCAGUUUUAAAGGGUGCAGAAAUUACUCCUGAGGACUUAAAGCUUCGAUGUGGCAGCAGCCCAAAUUUCUACGAGGUCUACAGUCAAAAUCCAGACACAGACUUUGAACUCGUGCUCAACCAUAAAAAAGACCAUCAAACAGUGUGGAAAAGGACAAUUCGAAAAGAUGAAUACCAAAGCAUUGAUCAUAUACAUGCUGCGACACCCUCAGCCGGAGCAGCUGGUGUGAACACCACGGCACCAGAUGGCAGCGCAGAGAAACACUUUGUGGAUGAACACAGAACUGCGCUGAUCGACAGAGUGACCAACGUUGCAGCCAUCUUGGAUGACCUCCUCGAUGGAGAAGUCAUCUCGAAGGGGAGUUAUGAGGAAAUCAUGGCUCUCUCUACCAGGAGGGAUCAAAUGAGGAAGCUUUUCUCUGGUCCCCUGGACGGUUCUGGACGUGCCGGCAAAGACCUCUUCUACAAAAUCCUCGAGAAGAAGGAGAAAUUUCUCAUGAAAGAUCUUCAGAAAAAGGAGUGAAUGUUCAUUCAUUUUUAUCCCAAAUAUACAGUAUAACUGGGCCCAUUUACAAAAAUAACAAGGGGAAUGUUUAUGUUAUCGCCAUGUCUCUAAUCUUCAAACGACUGACCUCCUGUUACAUUUAAUUUACUGGACAUUUGUACGAGAUGUGGUGCCUCUUCCACAUGAUUAAUAAUGAUCAAGAUAAUUCAGGUUUGACAAUCAAUUGGAAUGUUUAUCAGACGAUCACGUGAGAAAUGAAUUGGAAUGGUAAAAUAUAAUGAUGCCAUAAUAUUUUGUUAGAUUAAUGUCUAAAGCUAAUCAUGACUUCAGCUGUGAGGAAAUUCCACAACGCCGGCUGUGUGGGAACCUUCUGAGCAGAAGAAUCUCAGAGCACCUCUCCUCUUUGAUCCCAUUUGUCUUUGCAUAACAAAGCUGCGUGGACAAAGGAGAAGGUGUGAAUUUCUCCAGCCUCAGUCCUAUAUCUAAUCAAACAUACGUUUUAACUGCCUUGUGAGUCCUCGUUGCUGCCUCCGGUGUUAACCCUGUCAAUGUAUAAAUAUAUCUGUGCUCUCAAACAUAAAGAAGAAGCUUGCCGAUGCCUGUCUAUGUACAGCUGUUGUAGACUUCUUCCUUGCGAGAAAUAAACGGAAAAUACAACUUUGA
Molecule: messenger RNA, 2420 nt
Organism: Gasterosteus aculeatus aculeatus (three-spined stickleback)
Lineage: Eukaryota; Metazoa; Chordata; Actinopteri; Perciformes; Gasterosteidae
Source: RefSeq, a predicted model, not a curated record